GUCAAGACAGCUCCUCAUCAGAAUUCCACCCAGUUGGAGCAACAAUGACUUCCCAUGUGAAACUCCGGAGGGAGAGGGUCAGUAUGGUGGAGUACGACACACAAAUCAAAGAGGUGCGUUGCCAGCUUGCAGACCAACUGAAGGUGUUGGACUUGCAACUUGAGCAGAAAAGCCAGCUGCUGCAGGACCUGACAGACUACCUGCGGCGACGGGGUGAGAUUGAAAGCGACUAUGCCCGCUCCCUUGAAAAACUCACUGAAAGGUUCACCUCCAGAAUUAAGAGGAAGGAGCUCAGCAGUCACUCAGUGGCACAAGUCUGGCUGGCUCUGCUGUCUCAGACCCGCCAGGAAAGUAAGGACCAUAAUGGACUGAGCGAGAGCUGCAGCAAUAUCCUCAUCCAGCCCCUCACACACUGUCUAGAGUUCACUCAACGCCUUGCCAAGAAGAGUAAAGACAUCUGUUCUCAGUUACAAGACGGACUACUCAAGGUUACCACAGAGCUACAGACCGCAUGGCGGACAUACUACCAGUACCACUCAGACUAUGUGUGUGCAGAAGGGAAGCUGAAGGAGGCAGAGAAACAGGAGGAAAAGCAGAAGCAGAGUGCCUCUAAGAAACUGGAGAGGUUGAUAGAAAAAAGACAAAAUAAGGUUCAAGAGAUAUACCUGAAGUGCAGCAAGGGCCGAAAUGACUACCUCAUAAACCUGGGUGCAGCCAAUGCCUCAAUGAAUAAGUACUACCUCCAAGACAUCUCUACUCUCAUCAACUGUGCAGAUGUAGGCUACCACCUCUCUUUGGGCCGGGUGAUGCAGGCCUACCUGUCCAGACGGUCGCAGAUUCAGCAGAACCUGAGCACGGGGCUGCAGCAGCUUCAAGGGGCUGUGUCCGGACUGGACCAGAGCCAGGACAGAGACACCCUCCUGCAGGACCAUUACAACACCUUCUCUAUGCCCCUUCGGUUCGCCUAUCAGCCCCAUGACGGGGACCAGGUUUCUGAAGUCAGUGCAGAGUGUGAGAUGAGAUGCGAGCUGGAGACCAGAUUCAGACAGAUACAGACCAGACUGAAAGCAGUCACCCAGGAAACAGAGGAGGCCAGUAAGAACAUGUCAGCAGCCCAGUCUUCCCUGCUGGAGAGUAUCAGUGAUGAUGAUCUGGAGCCCAGCAGCGGCAGCGGUUCGUCUCAGGACGGCAGCACUGAAAACCUGACGGUCAAGCCCAGUGUGGCCAGGCGCAGGGCCAACCUGCAGGAAAUAGAAAACGUCUACUUCACUAGAGUAAAAGAGUACCUUGUUGGCAGUUCGCUGGUAUCUAAACUGCAAGCCAAACAUGACCUGCUUAAAGUGGCUGUUGAAAAAGCUGAAGCAUCAAAUGUACAUCAACGUAGACACAAUGGAAAGUCUAUGCGUGUCAGGAAGAAUCACUCAAGUGUCAAUUUGAUGCACAACAGCAAACUUUUCACUGGGGACAUGCUAUCUUUCAUACAGGCAUCAGGGCAACAGAUUCCAAUUGUUGUGGAAAGCUGCAUUCGCUUUAUCAACCUCAAUGGUCUCCACCAUGAGGGGAUAUUUAGGGUGCCGGGGUCUCAGAUGGAGGUCAACAACCUGAGGGAUGCAUUUGAGCGAGGAGAGGACCCCCUGGCUGAGCAGAGAUAUGACCUGGACUCUGUGGCUGGAGUGUUGAAGCUCUACUUCAGAGGCUUGGAGAAUCCCCUCUUCCCCAUCGAAAGCACCAACCAACUCCUGGAGCAGUCUCAAAUAAAGGACAAGACAGAGAGAGCAGCUCAGCUCAAAGCGAUCAUCUCUUCCUAUCCGGAGCCUGUCAUCAUUGUCAUGAGAUACCUCUUUGCAUUCCUUCAUCAUGUCUCGCAGUACAGUGACGAGAACAUGAUGCAGCCUUACAACCUGGCUGUGUGUUUCGGUCCCAGCCUCGUCAGAGGGGCUCAAGUUGAAGAUGCUGUCACCCUGCAACCUCAGAUCAACGCCCUGGUGAAGAGCAUCAUCCUCCAGCAUGAAAGCAUCUUCCCCAGCCAGAGUGAAGUACAAGGACCCGUGUAUGAGAAAUGCAUGACACUGGAACAGGAUGACUGUGAGCCUCUCAAUGAAGAAGGAGAUGUGGACGGAGAGUACGCUCAUGGCAAAGAUGAGUUGGAAACAGGCUCCUCGGCCGCCAACAGCACCAGCUCGUCUGCGGCACCGCCACAGAAAAGAGCAGAGCGUCCCCGAGCCAACAGCAGCGGCUCCGUUGACCAAAAUAGGUUAACAGGUGGGCCAGCAGGGGGCGGCAUCGCCUCAGGUGGAAAGUUGAUGCCUCAGAUUCCCGUCGGGCCACAGUGCAAGCAACGGCCGGUCCCCUCUCCUGGGUUUGUGCGUAGAGAAUUCCAGGAACAGUCAUCUACGGAGGAUAUUGUUCAAGUAGACAAGGAGGUCUGUCGCCAGAUGGACUCGGUCUUCAAGGAGCUCCUCUCACGGCAAGCACUGCAGGAUCCCUCCUCUCCCUCUGUCCAAGCUCCCCAAAGGAAAGGGAGGCGGGAUGGACGUAGAGGGAGAGGAGCGGGACUCUUCAAAACAGUAGAUCCACUGGACUGAGAGGACUGGCAUCAGUAGAUGACAUGAAAAGAGGGAGAGAUGAUACAAAUCAAAACUGAGCUGUAGGGUGAUGUCCUCUGACAGUACCUUUCAGCCCAUCAGUUUCUAGAAAACUGAGAUCACUAACCCAUAGUCACGUCUUUGAGGUCCCUGUGAUUGGUCUAGGCUUCAUUUCACAGGGUGGCUCCCUACUCAGAAGCCCUUUCAUUCAUGUUUUGUGCAGCAGAUCCCUGUUGUGACUGCAGAUCUACAGUACAAUGUGGAAACUGGUGGAUUACUCGAAAAUGUGCAAGUUAAUGUACAGUUGAAUGCAAUUAAGAAACCUAUGACUUUAUAUCUAAAGCUGUGGUAAGGGUUGAUAUUCGACUGUUUCCAGUUUAAGCCAAAUUUUCUCCGUGAUUUUUUUUUUUUUUUAAAUUGUCAGUACAUGCAUAUCUACAUCCAACCACACAUACAUUCUUCAUCAAAUGUCCAUUUACCAAAAUGAGAAGAGUCACAAAGUUGAUAAGACAACUGUGAAUACUGAAGCUGUAAGAAAUUAAUUAAUUAUUUUAAGGAUUUGUCGACAAACAUAUGACUUGUCUAUAUAUCUGGCCUGCAUGCCAAAUAAAUAUUUUGUCUGUUCUCUCUGCUUUCCCUCAAUAUAAGGACUGGAAAAUGUGGGACAUGUAACUUACAUUUCUAUUACUUUAAAAGUUGGUUAUUAUGAGGUUUAAAAUAUAUGAUAGAAUAAUUUAGUAUUUUGAUUAUUUUUGGAUAA
Messenger RNA from Xiphias gladius (swordfish), 3345 nucleotides. RefSeq names its product rho GTPase-activating protein 4-like. Bases 45 to 2585 code for a protein of 846 amino acids. Gene Ontology annotation, cellular component: cytoplasm. Gene Ontology annotation, biological process: negative regulation of cell migration; signal transduction. The record is from RefSeq and is a predicted model, not a curated record. The transcript is spliced from 22 exons. Lineage: Eukaryota; Metazoa; Chordata; Actinopteri; Istiophoriformes; Xiphiidae.